Messenger RNA from Anneissia japonica, 2297 nucleotides. RefSeq names its product sialidase-1-like. Gene Ontology annotation, cellular component: cytoplasm; lysosome; membrane. Gene Ontology annotation, molecular function: exo-alpha-sialidase activity. NCBI's taxonomy places the organism in Eukaryota, Metazoa, Echinodermata, Crinoidea, Comatulida, Comatulidae. The coding region runs from base 36 to 1175 and encodes 379 amino acids. The transcript is spliced from 3 exons. The record is from RefSeq and is a predicted model, not a curated record. Gene Ontology annotation, biological process: oligosaccharide catabolic process; ganglioside catabolic process.
CCUGAUCACUGUAGUUUGUUGUCGUUGAGUACGGAAUGGAAAUGGUAGGUCUGAAUAUAGGAGCUUGUGUAGGCCUAGUAUUAUACGUUUGUAGCGUAAUUGUAACUGCAAUUAAUCCUACGGUAGUUCAGACACAAAUAAUAUGGGAAGGUAAUACAACGGGUGAAGUGUAUUUAUAUCGCAUUCCAGUUAUUAUCAACCUCCCAAAUGGAGAUCUGCUCGCCUUUGCAGAAGCGCGAAAGUAUGACAUACCCCGUACUGAUGUCGGAGCAAAAUUCAUAGCUAUGAAACGCUCGAAGGAUAAAGGAUCGUCCUGGGGCCCGACUGAAUUUAUUGUUGAUGAUUAUGAAGCCCAAGAUGGUCUUAAUCUAGGCACUGCUAUGGUAGACGAAGAAAUGGGAUAUAUCAUAAUAUUGUAUGUUUAUUGUGCACACAACCAGUGCCCCGAGAGGCAGAAUGUUGCCACCAACUUCGUUGUGAAAAGUAAAGAUUGGGGUUACACAUGGGGUAACCCGGUGGAUCUCGGCUUGCAAAACCCAGACAUCCUCGGAUUCGACCUGUCUCCUGGGCCAGGAUAUGGGAUACAGAAAAAGUAUGCACCAAAUAAAGGCCGUUUGAUAACUUGUGGACACAGGACUCCAUUUGCAUUGAAGUCUGUUGUUUGUUUUUACAGUGACGAUCAUGGCGAUACUUGGAAAAUUGGAGGUGGUCUUGUUGGAAUACCAUUUGGUGGGGAUAAGAAAGUUGGCGACUUUGCACCUGGUGAAGCGCAGGUUAUUGAAUACCCAAAUGGAACACUAUUGGUCAACGCUCGUAACACACACUUCUAUCAUUGCCGCUGCAGAAUGCAUGGUAUGAGUUUUGAUGGAGGCAUAACUUUUCCCGUCACAUCUACCAAGCUCGUUCCAGAGCUCAUCGAACCCAGUGUCUGCGGUUCCAUCCUUCUACACGGUGGUACCCUGUUUUUUUCUAACCCGGCAUCCACCUCAGGGCGCUUCAAUAUGACAGUGAAAUGGAGUAACGAUAUGGGAGAGUCGUGGCCUGGCCAACUGCCGAUCUAUCUUGGUAGUAGCGAGUAUUCUUGCUUGUCAAAUGUUGACGACGAUCAUAUUGGUUUAGCUUAUGAGAAAAGCGAUUACAAAUUGGUGGAAUUUGUUAAAAUUAAAGUGCAUUAGCUCUGAAGUACAGUACUAGUUUAUGUAUACUAUUUGUAUUAAAAUCAAAGGACAAUCACGAAUAAAUUUGAUUUUGUAUUGAGACUGAAUGGUGCCUAUAGCUUGAACUCGCUUGAGGCCAAAAAAAUAUGUUACCUACAUGUACAGUAAAGCCUGACCCACUAUUGAAACUUUUAAAAAUCUACAUCAUGUUUAUUUUUCAAGAAAAAUUACUAAAUUUAUAAAUCGAGGAGCCCCCCAAAAAAAAAAAUGGUUUAAAAGUUCACCAUGUAUUUUAUCCAGUGGUGUUUCUAGGAGUCUUGAACAAGUGGACUGAUGGAGGGAAAAAGGUGAAAGUGGGGGCUCGAUGAUUAAGUGAGGGGCACUAGCUCAGAAAAUAAAGUGAUUUUUAUUUACUGCAGUUAUAAUUUUACCAACCAAAAUAAAUGCGAUAUGUGAUAUUGGCAAAUUUAUUAUAAAAUUAAAGUUGGUUUAGAGAAAAAAUACUAUAAACUAAUAAUUUAAGGUCAUAAAAUUUGAGAAACUGUACUGCAUUUAUUUUAUAUCCAUUUUACAGUGUUUAGCUGUUGUGCACAGAAUAGCUACAAUGUUUAGUACCACUUCGCCAAUCCUCCGUAUUGAACGUGCCUCAAUAUUGAAAUUGUUUAUUCUUGUAAAUUUGAAUUGUAUAAUUUUUUUUUAUUAUUUGCAAUGUACUGAAUUGUUUCAAGUUUUGUGUGAGGUUUCAUUCCAGUAAGGUUUUUAUAUCUGAAUUUUCAGAUUUUAAAAUAAAAUGAUUUUGUAAAUAUUAGAGACAUGAUAUAAAUAUACAGGUCUCUCUCCAAUUCAAAACCACUUUUGGGACUGGGUUUUCCAUUGUCUUUAGCAGCUUUGGUCAGAUAAGACAUUUGUAAUGGGACCACAGAAAUGUGGUCUUUAAUUGGAGGCAUUUUUAAAUAUAUGGAGACCUACAGUAUAUUAUAUUAUUAUCAAAUAUAUAUCCGUCAGUCUUCCAAGAUAAAUUUAUAUUGUAUUUUAUUCUGAUGGACAAAUCAAGUAUAGAUUAUAAUGUAGUACAGAGGCUAAAGGAAUCAAAAUUAUGCUAAAUUUUAAAGCUAAUUAAAACCGAUGCCUAUAAUAUAA